AUGAAGAAGGUCCCCGAGAAACUUGGCGGUUUAAAUGAAUACAAAGCAAUCAAGAAGAUUUUGAAACGCGUCACGUAUGAAGCAUUGGAUAUUCAAGAGUUUGAAGACACAUACUUGAAGAUGAUGGUGGACUAUAACAUUGAGAAUAAUGAAUGGUUGAAUUCUUUAUUCAAAAUUCGUGAUCGUUGGGCUCCUAUAUAUGUUAAAGGCUUAUUUUGGGCUGCAAUGUCCACCGCUCAAAGAAGUGAAAGCGUCAAUGCAUUUUUUGAUGGGUAUGUUGUUCCGACGACUUCAUUGAAGCAGUUUGUUGAGCAAUAUGAUGAUGCCUUGAAAAGCAAGAUUGAAAAGGAGAACAAAGCUGAUUUUGCUUCAUUUAACUCAUUGUCCGACGUUGUUAGAGGGAAAGAAGAUGCAUUUAGAAAGCAAGUGGUAUACAAUGUUUACACUAACGAGGAAGAAUUUGACAUUAAAUGCUCUUGUCAGUUGUUUGAGUUCAAGGGGAUUAUUUGUAGGCACAUUUGCAAGGUGCUUAUUGAGAAGAAUGUGAAAGACAUUCCGUCUAGGUAUAUUUUACCUCGAUGGAGGAAGGACAUCAAACGCAUGCAUACAUAUGUACAAAACUGUUAUGAUGAUCCACAAACAAGUGAGGAGAAACUACGGUACAAUAAAUUGUGCUCUCAUUUUACUAAAGCCGCAGAACUUGGAGCACAGUCAAAUGACAAGUACAACUUGUUGAUGAAUUAUGUGGAUGAGGCAAUUGAGAAGUUGAUGGACAACACAACUUAUUUAUACUUACAAUUUUCAAAUGUUGCAGUUGCGGAUCUUGGUGAUAUGCAUGCAGACCCAAGUUUGUAUACAACAAAGUUGCUUUACUUGAAGAAUGCUCAAGUCAAGGAAUCACUACCAUUCUAUGCAGAAUUUGUUGUAACCAUUCUGACUGAUUAUUGGAACAACUAUUAA
Messenger RNA from Dioscorea cayenensis subsp. rotundata (Guinea yam), 960 nucleotides. Its product is annotated as protein FAR1-RELATED SEQUENCE 6-like. The transcript has 4 exons. Lineage: Eukaryota; Viridiplantae; Streptophyta; Magnoliopsida; Dioscoreales; Dioscoreaceae. The record is from RefSeq and is a predicted model, not a curated record. Bases 1 to 960 code for a protein of 319 amino acids. Gene Ontology annotation, biological process: regulation of DNA-templated transcription. Gene Ontology annotation, molecular function: zinc ion binding.